AUUAAAAGCUUGAUCCGGCGAUCUAGUCCAUUGCACCAAUAAUGGACUAUGAUCUAUUCCAGUCGGAUGACGAUGAGGACAUUCUAACCGCCUUUUUGCAAGCAACACAAAAGCCACAGGCAGAAUCGCUGGCGCCGUUGGAUCAGUUAUUGAACAGCAAUGAGGAGUUCGAUCAUGAGGACGAUGCCUUGGAUCUGCUGCCCGAAUUUAACUGCACUGGCCGAGAUACAAUCAAGACACAAUCCGACUUGCCCAGCAGUGGAUUUGUACGCAAUGGCUACGCGUUGAAUGCGCAGGUGCCACGCAGCCGGCUGGACAGACUGUGCUUUGACUUCGAGUCGGAUCAGCUGAGAGUGUGCGCAGUCUUGCGUUAUCUACAUGGCGAGGCUUGCAAGAAUAUACAGAAGUUGUGCGGCGCCGUGGCGGGCCAGCAGCAACUGCAAUCCAAGUCCUCACUUCAUGCUGCCAGUAGCUGGUACACGGUACGCCAGCAGGUCACACAUUACUAUCAUCUGCUGCUACACGACAUGGACUCGGCAGAACAGUGGCAGCUGGUAUAUCCGGCAGUUAGACAGCUGCGCGAGCUGCUCAACAGCUGCCUGGACGCGGCCGCCUGGCGUAUCUUGUACUUUGCCGAGCAUGGCAAGGGCAACGAGUGCCAGGCGCCUGCUUACCAUCUAUACCACGGCGCACUCGAGUGGCGUCUGCUGGACUUGUGCUUGCAGCGCAAGUUUGAAGCAAAUGCGCUUGAUACAGCGGGACAGUCAACAUAUUUGUCACAAUUGGAGCGCACUCUGAAUGAUCUGGUGCUAUGCGCCAGUUAUUAUCAUAAAAGCAAACACAGUGCCGAGCUGCUGCACACUUCGGCUUUUAUGUGUCGCUGCAGCAAGGAGCUGUGGCUCUGGCUGUUGCUGCACCAGCAAACGGACACGGAUACCGCUUUCUGGCCGCUGUUCCACAGGGCCAUGCAGCGCCACAAGGCGCAGCUGCAGCUGGACGCCGCCGGCGCCGCCGUCGCCUACCAUGAGUUUUAUGCCUGGCUGCGCCUUAGCCUGGCUCGUUUGGGCGCAUACGAUGCAGCUGGAAUCCAGCGCUUACAACCGGCGCCAGUAGCAGCAGGCCAGUUGCAGACGGGCGGCUUACUACGUCAGUUUCUGGCCAGCCAGCCGGAUGAGCAGCAGCGACGCGUCUAUCUGUGCCUGUUGGCGCCGUUGCAGCUGCAUUGGGGCCAACCCGACACGGAUGUGCUCUGCCAGCUGUGGGAGUGUCUGCAUCGUUCGCUCAACUGUAACUUUAGUGCGGGCACGGCGCAGCUAGAGCAACUGCCGCUGAUCUGCGCUAGCGGCGCUGCCUAUUUGGAACGCUAUCGGACGCUGCUGGGCAAGCCACAGCUGGAGGAUCUAAAUCUGAGCAGUUUUACGCUGUUCGCGCUGCUGCUGGGCAAAACGCUCCAACAGCUGCCGGCACAGGGCCGUGGCAAUCAGGCACAGAAGCUGCUGGGACGCAUCUUUAGCAAAUUCAGUGCUGCCAAGCUGCUGGCGCUGAAUGAGUCCGGCAUACACCAUGUUAUUGAGCUGUUCCUGUGCCUAUUGCUGACGUAUGACGAGUUUGGUGAGCUGGCGCCCAAGCUGCGCGAAAUGCUGCUCUGUCUGGCGCUGGACAAGCUGCCCACGGCGCGUCGCCUGCUGGCAGCCAAAGGUCAUAUGGCUGUGCUGCUGCUUCAUGCGCAACGUCGCCAGCCACUGGACGAUUAUGUGGCCAAGCUGCUGUCACAGCUGGCAGCCGUGCGCAACGAUACGGAUGUGGGCGGCAUCUAUGCGGCCACGCUGGAGCCCAUCUUCGAGCUGGCCGAUGAUUUUGCACGCGGCGAACAGCUGCUGCUGGCGCCCUGGCUUACCCAUUACAUGGAGCACAGCGCACAGGCGGCACAGGAGCGCGUCUGGCAGGCACUACAUUUGCUACUACAAAAACUAAAAGUCCACAUGUCGGCCAGCGUGUGGGAGGCACUGCAGCAGCAUGUGCUGCCGCAGCUGCGUCUGCAAUACGUAAACGGCUUUAGUAGCUGGCUGCCCAAGCUGGCCGCCGACUUCGUGGCACUGGACAAGGACAAAAAGCUGCUCGAGUCUCUGCUGCUGGGCGCCGAGCCGGCAAAUACGGCAGCCAGCGCACAGCUGCUGCUUCAUGUGCUGCAGGAUGUAGAAGCUGUUGGCCAGCAACCGUCCGGUGUGCUCAUCCUUCAAGUGUGGAUUAAAUCCUUGGUGCUGCUCAAUGCCCAGCACGAUGCGGUGAUUGCGUUGACGCCGCUUGUCAUCCAACUGGAAGAGUUUCGUGCGCUCGGCCUGGACGCCGAAUCGCUGGCCGGCCGGGAGCCACUGUGUGCGUUCUUCGGGGCCUUGGGUCGACGCGCCCAGCAACAGGAGGCCGUGGCCCAUGUACGCAUGCAGCUCAGCCACAAGCUGCACGCCUAUGUGGCGCACUUUGAGCACUGGCUGCCCACGGACCAGCGAGCACGCAGCAAAGCAGAGCCGCAAGGCCGCCAAGAGCGUCCCGAGCUGGGAGCACGCUUCUACAACUUUUUGGCGAUUGUUAUUUAUAAUUGCGCAACGCUGUCCUAUGUCCGCUCCAAGCCCAGCUGCUUCUUUCACCUGGCCAUGGUGCGUUUCCUGCUGACCACACAGCUGCAGGCGGGCGUGCCGCCCGAGGGUCGACUGCCGCAGCUGGUGCACAAGAUAUUUCCGGUGCUGUUGCAGGGCAUUGGCCGGCUGCCGUAUCGCACGGAUGCGUAUCUCAGCCGCACGCUGGAGCAGCUUGUGCUGCACUGGACACCGCAUUUCGGCUUCUCUAGCAAUGUCAAGCUGGUGGCGCGUCCAUAUGCAACGCUCCUGCAAUCGGAUGCGGAUGGGGAGUUGGCGCAGUUUGUGCUGCAGCAGUUGGCCAGCCAGUUUCUGGGCGUGCAGCGCAGCCAGGCGGGCACGCAUGUUGGCCUAAUCUUGACGCUGCUGCAGCAGCUUCUCAGCGGCCUGGACGAGACGAUGGAGAUGUCACGCGAGCAGCUGCCCAGCCCAGAGGCGCAGCUGUUGACGCUGCUGCGAGCGGUGCAUGUGCCGCUGCUUGAGCAUGUGAUGUUUGUCGGCGAGCUGGAGCCCAGUCGCGUUCAGGUGUUGAGCCUGUAUCGCGUGCUCGUUAAUUUGCGCCAGUUUCAGCGCUCGACAGCGGCACAUGAGCUCUGCUCCGGCGAUAUACGCAGCCUGGCCGAAAAGCAUUUGGCGCACUGCACCUACUUCUACUUUCAGAUGCUCAUCAAGCUGGCGGAGCAGGCGCCCCAAAUGGUGGCGCCCCUCUUUGGCUUUGUGCGCGAGCAGGCGCACAGCGUGGAGCUAAAACGCGGCGCUGGCGAGGAUGUGGGCAUACGCAAGUGCCUGCAGCGUUUGCAGCAGGUGCUGCAGUCCACCUAGUUAGGUACAUAUAUA
Molecule: messenger RNA, 3470 nt
Organism: Drosophila novamexicana
Lineage: Eukaryota; Metazoa; Arthropoda; Insecta; Diptera; Drosophilidae
Product: protein MMS22-like
Exons: 3
Coding region: 42-3455 (1137 amino acids)
Biological process (GO): replication fork processing; double-strand break repair via homologous recombination
Cellular component (GO): nuclear replication fork
Source: RefSeq, a predicted model, not a curated record